CAGCCACAGGGCUUCUCGCCGCGUUGCACCAUGGGAAGUCCUUUCUCUCCGUAGCCAUAUUGAAGGAGUGAGCCUGUCGGCCCCAGUGGACUGAACAGCAAAGAUGGUGGCCGCAAAGAAAACGAAAAAGUCUCUGGAGUCCAUCAACUCUCGUCUCCAGCUGGUGAUGAAGAGUGGUAAAUACGUGCUGGGCUACAGACAGGCCCAGAAGAUGAUCCGCCAGGGAAAAGCCAAGCUGGUCAUCCUGGCCAACAACUGCCCCGCUCUGAGGAAGUCCGAGAUUGAGUACUACGCCAUGCUGGCCAAGACCGGUGUCCACCACUACAGUGGCAACAACAUUGAGCUGGGCACCGCCUGCGGUCGCUACUACAGGGUGUGCACACUGGCCAUCAUCGACCCUGGCGAUUCUGACAUCAUCAGGAGCAUGCCAGAGAGCCAACAGCAGCCCGAGAAGUAGACGCCCUCCCCUCAAAAGUUGUUAAAUAAAAGUUGGUUUAAUUUACACCA
Molecule: messenger RNA, 507 nt
Organism: Engraulis encrasicolus (European anchovy)
Lineage: Eukaryota; Metazoa; Chordata; Actinopteri; Clupeiformes; Engraulidae
Gene: rpl30
Product: ribosomal protein L30
Exons: 5
Coding region: 104-457 (117 amino acids)
Cellular component (GO): cytosolic large ribosomal subunit
Molecular function (GO): structural constituent of ribosome; RNA binding
Source: RefSeq, a predicted model, not a curated record